This is a messenger RNA of Phycodurus eques (leafy seadragon), 3559 nucleotides long. RefSeq names its product transmembrane and coiled-coil domain family 1b (gene tmcc1b). The transcript is spliced from 8 exons. Gene Ontology annotation, cellular component: endomembrane system. The record is from RefSeq and is a predicted model, not a curated record. Bases 1064 to 3028 code for a protein of 654 amino acids. NCBI's taxonomy places the organism in Eukaryota, Metazoa, Chordata, Actinopteri, Syngnathiformes, Syngnathidae.
UGACGCCGACAAAACCGCCGACUUUGUGAAUUACUCUCGGUGUGAAAUCCGCUUCCAAGUACGGCCGUCCGACCUGUGCCAGGGUCGAAGCCGCUCGGGCUCGUUUGGGCGCUUGUCGACGCGCCUGUUCGCCCAGAGCUAGUUAGCCAGCUGCGGUAGUGGCUAGCUGGCUAGUGAGCUAGCCAGCAUGCUAAGUGACAGGCUGAUUGCUAUUGGUCAGCCACCCAGGCGCUCAGUGGGUGCCUGUUUAACUGGCCGGCUAGUCAGGGUGGGGCGAGGUUUGUUUACUUUUGUGAUCAAAUAGAAACGGAAUCGUCCUUCAAGUGUGAUUAACAGUUGAAUGUCGUAUUUAAAUUGACAGUGAAGUGAGUGUCCAAGGUCUAAAACAGCAAUAUACAGUGGUCAUGUCCUGUAUUACUGAAAACUCAUUACUUGUUAACGUAACGUAGUGGAGUUAGAUUUGUACACUGACAUUGCCUCACAGCCAUUACUAUCCUAGUGUGAAUUUUCUCCAGGUGACGACCAGUUUAUGCAAAUGGGCACCUUUUGGUGCGCUCGUUAAAGUAAUACACGCCGAAUAACCCCAAUAUGUCGACCGUCGCGCUUUCUCGCCGGUGUGUGCCGUGCGGUAAAAUAAACACCCCGCGGGCGCAGCAAGUUAGCUUGUCCUGCUAAAGUGUCUAAACACAAGAAAAGCCGGCCAAAAAACACGCACAACAGCGUACCCGACGUUGAACUACCGCGACGCAUGUGAUUUUUCAAAAUGUUAAUGGAGACAGCUGACUAAAGACCAAGAGCCACCCUUUCAUUUGGAAGACUUACCCAGAGGAGGUGGUGCUGGACGUUUGCUUGGAAUUUUAAUCCUUGUACCCCGUCCUUUGGUCCACACAUUUGCUGAUGACAACGUCUGAAGGCUAUCCCGCUUUGUGAGUCAGAAGAGGAGAGGUUGGGCAGAUGUUCAAGUGAGUGCCAUCCAACCAGCCUCUCAGAGGGGAGGGGUGGGGGGUGUCGAUGCCGUGUAGCUAGUUUCGUGCACCCCCCCGAGUAGAACUGGAGGCCUCUGAUGGAUCAGGGUUGUAGUGAGCAGUGUCCAGAGGAGGUGGACUCUGGCGGCCGGGCGGAACUGGAGGGUGGUAGGAGGGCGUCUGAGUCUGAGCAUGGUUUGUCCAAAAUCACCCAUAACGCCCUGGAGAACAUGGGAGCGUUGGGCCAUGGCCUGAAGCAGCUCUUCCACACACAGCGCAGACGCUCCUCUGUGUCCCCACACGACACCGCCGCUUCCUGUGCGGGCGCCCCUGUUUCCGAGCCCACCGAUGUAGUCUCAGAAGUCGGGGACGCUCGAGCCCCCUCGGCCCUCUCCUUGGAUUCUGACGGCCCUGCCGCUUCCGCCCCUCCCGCAGCUCUGAGCCGCGUGCUGCAGCAGAUCCGCGGCGCUCCGCCAAUGAUGAAGCGAGGCACCAGCCUGCAGAGCCGCCGCAGCAAGGCGGGGGUCACCGGGGACGGCCCCCGGAAAGGUAGCCCCCAGAUUCACCGGCGCAGCACCCACGAGGCCCUGCUGCAGGCUGGGCGCCCUCGCUCCUCCUCCACCACGGACACGCCCAGCAGCCCCGCCCUGGCAGACAUGUUGCUCACAUCCGGCUACCAUUCCACUGAGGAGCCUGACAAGCCGGAUCGCUAUGAUGGAUCGGCCCCUGCUGCGUCACCUAACGCCGUUUACUGCGGCGCGGACGGGUACGACGUUGUCGACAGCACGCCGGACCCUCAGCGCACAAAGCAGGCUAUCGCCCAACUGCAGCAGAAAAUCCUCAAACUCACCGAACAAAUCAAAAUCGAGCAGACGGCGCGUGACGACAACGUGGCCGAAUACCUUAAGCUGGCCAACAACGCGGACAAGUUGCAGAGCGUGCGGAUCAAGCAGGUGUUUGAGAAGAAGAACCAGAAGUCCUCUCAGACCAUCCAGCAUCUGCAGAAAAAGCUGGAAAACUACCACCGCAAGCUUCGCGAGGUGGAGCACAACGGAAUCCCACGCCAGCCCAAAGACGUCCUACGAGACAUGCACCAGGGCCUGAAAGAUGUCGGUGCCAAGGUGACGGGCGGCCUCUCCAGCAUUUCCCAAGCCACUCACUCCGCAGCCGGAGCUGUGGUGUCCAAGCCGAGAGAAUUCGCUUUCCUCAUCCGCAACAAGUUCGGCAGCGCCGACAACAUCACCGCCCUCAAAGAUUCUCUGGACGAGACGCCGGGAGACGAGGCGGUCGGCCCCGGGGGCGUGAGGGCCCUGGUCGCGGGGCACCUGCAGUCCAGUCCAAAGUACGGCAGCGAGGACGACUGCUCCAGCGCCACUUCGGGCUCGGCGGGAGCCAACAGCACUACGGGAGGCCACGGGGGGCCCCCCAGCUCUAGGGGGAACACACUUGAUCCUUCUCAGGCGUCGGGCUUCGACGCUAUGCUUCACGAGAUCCAAGAGCUGCGGGACAACCAAGGUCGACUCGAAGAGUCCUUUGAAAAUUUAAAGUCGCACUAUCAGCGCGACUACACCAUGAUCAUAGAGGCCCUACAAGAGGAGCGAUACAGGUGCGAACGCUUGGAGGAGCAGCUCAACGAUCUCACCGAGCUGCACCAGAAUGAAAUCCUCAACUUGAAACAGGAACUCGCCAGCAUGGAGGAGAAGAUCGCCUACCAGUCCAACGAACGAGCCAGAGACAUUCAGGAGGCGCUGGAGGCCUGCCAGACACGCAUCUCCAAGAUGGAGCUGCAGCUGCAGCAGCAGCAGCAGCAGGUGGUUCAGCUGGAGGGUCUGGAGAACGCCACGGUGCGGACGCUGCUGGGCAAGCUCAUCAACGUGCUGCUGGCUGUCAUGGCCGUGCUGCUGGUGUUCGUCUCCACGCUGGCCAACUGCGUGGUGCCGCUGAUGAAGACGCGCAGCCGCACGCUCUCCACGCUGCUUCUCGUCGUCUCUGCGGCUUUCCUGUGGAGGCACUGGUACGCUUUCUCCGAGUAUUUGCAUCGCUUCCUGCUGCACCCCAGAUGACGCGACGGCGCACGGGACUUAGCUUUUCGCAAGGCGACACGACUUCCCGUGCGGCAGCCCUCUUCACGCUCAUCGCGUCGUCACCAGAGAGAGACAAGAUGGCCGCUCCGUUCGCCGUCUUUGGUGCAAUUGUGGCUUUGAGAGAACUGCACACUUUAUUUCUCUCUUUUGAGUCAGUUUGUUUACAUGUGGACCACUUUACAUCGUCGCCCCACACACGAUAUUGUAUUUUACCUUUUUAUUGCUUUUAACACUACUCCUGUCGCAUAUUUGUUUUAAACUCAUCUGUGGACGUCCACAUUUUUAAUUUGUACCUUUUUUUCCUUUCGACUUUGUUCAAACAUGAGCUUUUGUGACCAACUCUUCCUCACUCGAAGGACACAGCUGCGCCAUACACCGGCUCAACUGGAAGUUUCACUGCUGAAGAUGAUCUAUGAACUCAACAUACUUGAAGUGCUCAAAGACUCAGUGCUUCCGUACUGUUUCUAUUAGUGACAAUAAAAUAGUCAAGACUUUUUUUUUUUUUUAAAG